Molecule: messenger RNA, 888 nt
Organism: Vicia faba (fava bean)
Lineage: Eukaryota; Viridiplantae; Streptophyta; Magnoliopsida; Fabales; Fabaceae
Source: the annotation of a GenBank genome assembly
AUGCGUUUGGAUUCAACAUUAAAUUCUUCAAAUGCUCACGAGAUUGAGAGUUUCUCUAAAUGGAUUUUAGAUGUGGGAGAUGGAAAAAUCUCGGAACCAAAUGAUGGAUAUGUUGAAAUUACUAUUCCACCUAAAUUUCUAUUAACGAAUUUUAUGGAUCCAAUUGAGAAAAUUGUUACAAGUACUUAUCCAAACCUACUUGAGAAUUUCACAAAUCCAGAUUUCCUCCAAAGUAGAGCUAUUAUAGCUUCAACUAUAAAAAUUGUGGAUGAAAUGAAUGAUUACAUUACUAAUAUUCUUCCAGGUGAUGAAAAGGAGUUUUUGAGUAGUGAUACUAUUGACAGAUCAGAAGCAAAUAGAAAUGAGGCUUUCGAGCAUUUGACUCCAGAGUUUUUAAGCUGUUUAAAAACAUCUAGUUUUCCUAACCAUUUCUUGAAAUUGAAGAUUGGCACAACUAUUAUGUUGAUAAGAAAUUUGGAUCAAUUAGAAGGACUUUGUAAUGGUACAAGAUUGACGGUAACAAGGCUAGCAAAUAAUGUCAUUGAGACAAAGAUGAUUUCAGGUACACAUAUAGGAAAUACUAUAUACAUUCCUAUAAUGUCUUUGUAUACUUCACAAUCCCAUUGGCCAUUCAAACUUAUUAGAAGACAAUUCUCCAUUAUUGUUUCAUUUGCAAUGACAAUAAAUAAAUCUCAAGGUCAAUCAUUAGACUAUGUUGAUUUAUAUUUUCCAACAGACGUCUUCAGCCAUAGGCAACUUUAUGUUGUAAUGUCAAGAGUCAAAAGCAAAGCAGGUUUGAAAAUCUUAAUUCAUGACAAAAAAGACAAAUUGCCAUUACAUGAAACAAUAAAUAUGGUUUUCAAAGAAUUUUUCCACAAUGUUGUAUAG